AUGGCCCACAUACAAAACAGUUCGAGCUCUUCGACUAGACGAUCAUUACGUUUAUUAACAGCCGAACGUAAAUCAACAGCUACGACGACAAACGAACCUACCAAUAUCGACGAGGAAGAAGAAUCACAACCAACAGCACGUCAAGCAAAAUAUAAAGCACUUGAAGCUAUAUCAAUUAGUAAUAAUAAUAAUAAUAAUAAUAAACGUCGAAGUGAACCUGAAUUAGAUAUAAACGACGCUGAACAAAACGAAAGUGAAAAACAAGAAUUAGAAGAAUAUCCAACAAAUUCUAAUAGUAGAAAACGAACACAUUCAAAACAAGCAUCAUCAUCAUCAUCUCAUCAUAGUAUUCGUCAUGUAUCAAAUACUGUAAGACGUCGAAAACGAAGUAAAAAAUCAACAACACGUAUUGAUAAAUUAUCAUCGAAAACAGUAAAACGUCAACGACAAAUAUCAUCUGACGAAGACGAUAAUCGUUUAUCAAUACAUACGAAAUCAAAAAGAAAUUCAGCACCAAUUUUAACUGAUCGUACACGUUCAAAGUCAAAUUUAAGAAAACAAAGUCAUUCAAAUAGUGAUUUAGAACAACAAAGUGAAGGUGCAGACACGGGGAAUCUCUGUGUUAGACGAGGAACAGGCACACGAGAACUUAAUACUGUCGUAAGUGAUCCUUCAACUACCAAUAGUCGACGAUCACGUGCAAGUGUUCAUCAUCGUCGAUAUUCAAAUAAAACACCUAUUGAUUAUUUGACAACGGGUCAAUCGUCUUCUAGUCGUUCGUCGGUGCCUGUCACCAACACCGGCGGUAUUGACGGUCGACCGUGUGACUCAAAUAGCAGUUUACCAUCAUCAACACAUCCUUUGCAUUUAUUUAAUUCACCUGCAUAUUAUCAACAAACUGCAUCUCCUCCACCAUCAUCAUCUGCUCAAUCAUUUUCAGGCGUUGUUCCAACAGCAUCAUAUAGUUCACCGUUUCUUGCUAGUGCAGCAUCUGCUAGUACACAUCGUAAUACAAAACAUUCAUUACCAAUGUCAACUGAAAGUGAUACAGAUCCAGAAAAUAAUGGAGGACAUAUGAGUCCAUCACCACGUGAUGUUUUAUCUGAUCCAGCAUUUGCACGUGCUGCAGCAGCUGCAGCUGCUGCUGGUGGUCCAACAAGUGCAGCACUUUUUCACACAUUAUCAGGUCGUGUUCAACAUCUAAUGAGUCGAGUUGGUGGUAGUAGUUCAGUAAAUGCUAUUAAUGGACGUUUACAGCAAUAUAUUCAAGGAAUACAAUCACCUGAUCCUGAUGUUCGAUUAACAACACUUAAUGAAUUAUGUUCUCUUCUUGUCAUGAGCAAUGAAGAAACAUUACCCGGUUUUCAAUUUCGUGUUCUUUAUCCAUCAUUACGUGAUUGUUUAGCCGAUGAAAAUGAAGCUAAUGCUGAAAUAGUUUUAACAGCUUGUCGAGCAUUAACUUAUCUUAUGGAAGCAUUACCACGUUCAGCAGCACAAAUUGUUGAAGCAACACCAAUAUUUUUAAGCAAAUUACGAAGUAUAACAUCAAUUGAUAUAGCUGAACAAGUUUUAACAGCAUUAGAAAUGAUUUCAAAACGAAAUGGAAAACAAAUUCUUAUUGCUCUUCUUGUAAUGAGCAAUGAAGAAACAUUACCCGGUUUUCAAUUUCGUGUUCUUUAUCCAUCAUUACGUGAUUGUUUAGCUGAUAAAAAUGAAGCUAAUGCUGAAAUAGUUCUAACAGCUUGUCGAACAUUAACUUAUCUUAUGAAAGUAUUACUACGUUCAGCAGCACAAAUUGUUGAAGCAACACCUAUAUUUUUAAGCAAAUUACGAAGUAUAACAUCAAUUGAUAUAGCGGAACAAGUUUUAACAGCAUUAGAAAUGAUUUCAAAACGAAAUGGAAAACAAAUUCUUAUUACCGAUGGUAUAAGUGCAUGUCUUGAAUAUAUUGAAUUUUUUUCUAUAACAUCUCAAAAUAAAGCAUUAUCUAUAAUUGCUAAUUGUUGUAUACAUAUAUUAACACGUAAUGAUUUUAAUUAUAUAUGUGGACAUUUAGAAAAUCUUUCAAAUAGUUUACGUUCUGAUGAUAAAAAAACAGUUGAACAUGUUUGUACAAUAUUUUCACGUUUAGUUGAAAAUUUUCAUCGUGAUUCAUUCAUAUUACGUGAAAUAGCAUCAACGCAAUUACUUAAAACAAUGCAAACAAUGCUUGUCAUACAACCAUCUUUAUUAAUUAGUAUAACAUUUGUUAGUAUAAUUCAUAUGUUAUUUAUCUUUUCGGCAUAUUGUCCUACACUUGCUGUUACAUUACUUAAAAUGAAUAUAGCUGAUACAAUAAUUUAUUUAUUAACGGGUACAAAUGAUAAUAAGUCAACAAUUAAAUCCAUACCAAUAACAUAUAUAUCAGCAGCAUUAUCAACAACAAAUGAAUCAAUAUCGAUGAAUAUAUCAUCAAUACAAGAAACAAAUAAUAUUGAGCUUAUACCACGUACACCACAAGAAUUAUAUGAAAUAGUAUCAUUAAUUGGUGAAAUGAUGCCACAUUUACCAGCCGAUGAUCCAUUAUUUCAAAUAGAUCAAUUAUUUCGUCGUACUAUUCUAUCACAUAGAGCUUAUGAUGCAAGUUCAAAUGGUUAUGUUCUAUGGCAUUGGCAAGAUGAUCAAGGUAAAGAUUUUUGUUUUUCUUCAAACAAAUAUUUAUGA
Messenger RNA from Rotaria sp. Silwood2, 2703 nucleotides. NCBI's taxonomy places the organism in Eukaryota, Metazoa, Rotifera, Eurotatoria, Philodinida, Philodinidae. The record is from the annotation of a GenBank genome assembly.